AUGACCUUAUAUCUACACCAGGUCUACCAGGGCGGGCGUCGGCUUUUGUUCAAUCACGUCCACUACUUCCUCGACUUGUUCUUUGGUCGAUAUCCCAACUCGGCGCUGAAGGACGUUACAUACAAGUUUGAGGUUAGGCUUGGUGCACCUCAAAGCGACCCUGAAGGCCUAAAGGCUGACUGGUCGCUCGAUUUGCUGGAAGUUGUCACGGUUAUGCGUCAUUACCCGUUGAUCAGCAUUGCAUGGAAUCUGGUCGACGUUUUUCACGAAGCGGCAUUUGAAGAUUCAGGGGUGGCGUACACCGUGUCAGCCCUCAAGGACAUGGAUGUCCAACUGUUCGGGAAGUUGAAUUCCGUCAAGCUCGCCCUGAACAACUCCUUCGAACCCGACCAGUUCGGCAGGUCCGGAGUAGAGGCUCACCUGUCUCCUACCUUGAAGGAAGGCGCGACUAAGAAAGAUGUCAGAGCCCUUCAGGCGUUGUUAUACCCUACCAGAUGCAGUGGUAUUGAAGUGGAGAUCAGAUUGAAGGUCAACGCUCGGGGUAUAAGGUCAGAUUGGGGGUCGUACCCUGAGGAGGAUUGUUUCAGUGAUGAGGAAGAAGAUUCAGAUAGUGGCGAACAAGUCUCUGACAACGGCGAAGACGAUCCGCAGAGCGGUCAGAAGAUAUUGCAGGUGUGCAUGUAA
Alternaria novae-zelandiae is the source of this 684-nucleotide messenger RNA. RefSeq lists its product as uncharacterized. The transcript has a single exon. The coding region runs from base 1 to 684 and encodes 227 amino acids. Lineage: Eukaryota; Fungi; Ascomycota; Dothideomycetes; Pleosporales; Pleosporaceae. The record is from RefSeq and is a predicted model, not a curated record.